AUGUCGGUCACAGGCGAGGGCACAUGCAUGAGCUUGAAGGGACAAUCCAUUGAAGGCGUGCAUGAUGUUGAGGGUGGGGGCGUGAACGGUCGACAGGGAGAUGGGACGCAGGCUGAAGGAGGGGCCGGCGGAAAGGAUGAGAACAAGACACGCACGCGGGGACGGACAGGCACGAGAGACAACGUACCUGCAUCCAUCGUGGAUGUCCUCAUCGUCUAUGCCCAUUCUCCGCCGCUGCCAUUGCUUGUCCUCGUCCUUAUCCUCUGCCGCCAGCUAGACCUCGUCGUCCUUGUUGACGUUUGA
Messenger RNA from Heterobasidion irregulare TC 32-1, 303 nucleotides. RefSeq lists its product as uncharacterized. NCBI's taxonomy places the organism in Eukaryota, Fungi, Basidiomycota, Agaricomycetes, Russulales, Bondarzewiaceae. The record is from RefSeq and is a predicted model, not a curated record. Bases 1 to 303 code for a protein of 100 amino acids. The transcript has 2 exons.